Wasmannia auropunctata (little fire ant) is the source of this 1006-nucleotide messenger RNA. RefSeq lists its product as uncharacterized. Lineage: Eukaryota; Metazoa; Arthropoda; Insecta; Hymenoptera; Formicidae. The record is from RefSeq and is a predicted model, not a curated record. The coding region runs from base 159 to 842 and encodes 227 amino acids. The transcript has 5 exons.
UUCAUUCCAAUUUCAUUUUUAAUUUAUUUUUGAAUUAUAACCUCUUUGGCUAAGAACAAACGAUUCCUUCGGAGAAUCUGCAGUAGCUAAACAAUAUCAAAUGACCGGUAUAAAUUUUCAUAUAACAAAACAAGAAUAAACAAAUUUGAAACAAGAAUAUGGAAUAUACGUUAGAGGAUGCCUUCGAGACGCUGAAGGACAAGAAAGCGAAGCAGGAGAAGAAUAUUGAAAACUUGAUAAACGAGAUAUCGAACAACGAGGUCUUUUCCCUGGGACCGUCCAGCUUGCCGGAGGACGUGAAAAUGAGGCAAAACAGGUUGCACCAGAGCUUGCGAGAAGAAAUCCAACAGAUGCAGCCGGAGGAUUACCCGAUUCUGCGAACAUCUGACUUGCAUGUGGAAGUGAUGAUCGAGAUGGAGGCGGAGAUUCACGACAUGCAAGAGCUUCUCAACAGUCUGCAGAAGAAGCUCUUCGACAUUCGGGAAGACAUCGCAUAUUUGAGAAACAAGAAAAAUGGAUUGGAUAAAAUGCAGGAAGCUUAUCUGGAUAUCACGGAGACUUUCACGAACAAAACGUACGAGAAGGAGUACGGCCUAACGAAACGUAUAUUUCAGGAAGUGAAGAAUGACCUGUCUAUCGUGGUAGAUACGAUUUUUCCAGACAACAUUGGCUUCAAGGAAUUAUUAGCGGCGCUAACAACCGCUUAUAUGAAAGGGGGAGAUGACAUUUAUGUAGAUGUCAUGCCGAAUACUUUGAAGUACGUAAAUUUUCUACUGGAAGCUGAUAUAAUACAAUAUCACCGUAACGAUAAAACUAAAAUUAGAAUGACUGAGUUAUUAUAACAUCCGAUAAUUAUCUAAUAUUUUACAAUCUCGAGCUACAUUUGUGAUGCAGUAUAAUAUAUAUAAAAAAAUGCCAAACAUAAGUCAGAUAAUAAGUCAGAAAUAGAAAAAACGCUCAUUCGAUAGUAGUUGUUAAUAAAUUAUAAAAAUAUUUUCUACCAUAA